AUGUGCUUUGACGAUGAUUUAUUUUAUUUGAAUUCCAAUAAAUUUCGAAGACGAGAAAUUGCUGAAGGAUUUCGAGCUUUCCAACUUCCAGCGUAUGAAGAAAAUACUGCGAAGGAAAUUGGAUGUUGGAUUGAAAUUCUAUCAUUGAAACAAAUUGUGAGUUUUUAUUUGAGAUUACUAUUCUGGAAUAUAUUUUGGCUAGAGACAACGUUAAAUUGAAACAGUUUAGAGAAAUUUCAGGAAAGUUUAAGCUUUGAAAGAAAUUCUACAUAUUUUCGAAAACAAUGUGAUUACCAGGAACAUUUUUUUUAUUCCAGAUUCAAAUGCGGUUCAUGAAUACGAUGUUGAAGCGAAUUGAUCAGAACGUUAUCUAUCAUAGAAAUGAAAUUGUUUCACUUCGAAUUGCAAUCGCAAAUUCAGAAUCAGGGAUAUCAGGGGUGAGUAUAUUUCUACAUAUGAACACAAAGUUUUCAAAAUUUAAAUUAAGCACAUAAUUAUUUACAGACUGAUUACGAAUUUGUUUGUCGUACCUACAAAAUGUUUACCGAGCAUCUGCAUUUCCCAGGGACCGAACAAUUUCCGAAACUAAAUUCUCAUCAUGAUUUUGGCAAUAUUGGACAAAUUUUUGAAUUCAUGACUUCAGCAUAA
Messenger RNA from Caenorhabditis angaria, 648 nucleotides. NCBI's taxonomy places the organism in Eukaryota, Metazoa, Nematoda, Chromadorea, Rhabditida, Rhabditidae. The record is from the annotation of a GenBank genome assembly.